CUGCCUUCACCUUCUCCUCCCGGCCGCCGCUAGCGCUCAGGGCUACCCCCCGGCCCUCCUACCACCAAUCGGGAUCUGACCCCGGGGACAACGGGAAUGGCCCUCCCGACCACCGCGGCGCCACACCACACCACCACCUGCCCCCAUGACGCCGCCCAACUCCCGGCACCGCCCCGCGAUGCACCACCAUCCAACAACCACCCCCGGCCGCCGGCGCGGAUCCGGGCGCGCCGCCCCAAGGCGCCUCGCACGGCUGCUGGCGUGGAUCCGGGCGCGCCGCCCCCAUCCACCCCGCGCGGAUGCUGGUGCGGAUCUGCCCCUACCUCUCCGCCGUGGCCUACACAACUGCACGGUCCUCCCCCUCGCUCCCUGAUCCCUCACCGCCGCCAAGAUCCAGCUGCUCCGCUAGCCUACAGAGCGCGCCGAGGUCCAUUAACAUGGCUGGCAUUCAGCUCGGGCAAGCAUAAUGGAGGUUAGCUUGAGUCCCCAAUUCGGUAGUGGUUCUGAUCUCCAGCGACCACAACGUGUGUGUUGUACAUUCCGCUUGCACCACGGAUGCAGUUUAUCAUCUAUGCGUGGGAGGUUCUUGCACCAGCAGCUCCCCUUGGCCGUCGGCAGUGUGGCAUGUAGUUCAUCCAUCGACGCUGCAACAUGCGUCAUUUUGUUGCUGUAGUGAUCUUUUCUCUCACAGUAGUUCCCUCUGUUGCCAAGUGUAAAAGAAUUGGAAGAUUAUAAUUGGAAAAGGUUGAAUCUUCUAUACA
This is a messenger RNA of Triticum dicoccoides, 761 nucleotides long. RefSeq names its product lysine-rich arabinogalactan protein 19-like. NCBI's taxonomy places the organism in Eukaryota, Viridiplantae, Streptophyta, Magnoliopsida, Poales, Poaceae. The record is from RefSeq and is a predicted model, not a curated record. The transcript is spliced from 2 exons. Bases 97 to 477 code for a protein of 126 amino acids.